AUGCCAGGUGGCAAAUAUGUGCGUGCCAUUCCCGCUCUUGCUUCCGACGGCUCUGAUUUUGAAGAGGAAGAGUCUGUCGUGUCGGACGAUGACAGAGAAGAGCUGGAGGAAGCCUGUUCCGAUAAUUCAGUUGAGCCGUUGGAAGAAAAUGACUGUGUUGUUCAAAGAGUUCGGAAAGUCACUAGGAAGCGUGUUGAUCGGCGCUUGGUUGAAAGGCUGGAGCGCAUGGAAAAAGCGCUUUUCUCUACACCAGAGCGACAGCUUGUUGCACCCAUUGUUCCUCCAUGGAUUGCUCCACAGGACAGAUCACUACAGAACUCAGGCAGUCAGGAAGUUCGUACUCCGUCGAAGCCAGAUUACAUUGGAGGGAUUCGCUGGGAUAUUCGCCCUUUUCCGCAAGCCAUACCUACUAGUAAACUGUGGACAGAAUGGAGUCGCUUCAAAUCUAAUUUUGAAAUCGCAACAGAUUUGAACAACGUCAGCGAAACUAGUCGAGGCAAGCUAUUGUAUCUUCUCAUGGGCGAACAGCUACAAGGCUUAAUCACCGCGGCUAAGCUCUGUCCUAGUUUCGACGACCCGCAAUGCUACUCUAUCCUAACUCGGAAUAUUGGAACCUAUCUGCGAUCUUUGGUUGACACUACGGCGGAGCAUGAAGAGUUCACCCGGCUCAAACAGGAAUCCAACGAGUCUGUCGUAACGUUUUAUGCAAGAGUGGUAGAAAAAGCCUGUAUGUGUGGUUAUGGCGAAGAUGAAAAUCGUUUCAUCCGGUCUCAGAUACUUCAAGGAAUGAGUAACCGCGACGUCGCUAAUGCGGCGAGAACAUAUAAUCACGACACCCAAACUGUAAUUCAAGCUGCCACUCGAGCCGAGGCAUUCAACAUCAAUGCCGGUCCUUCCAAAGUGGAGGGUAUAAUGGAAGUUGCCAAUACUUCGAGCAACCGUCAGUUUGGCCAGAAACGAUUUGCAUCACGUGGAUGGGAAACUCGCGAUCGAGGAGGAGCAAGUGGCCCACCGAACAGGCGCCGGGAGCUACAAAAUAGGUUCGUUGGAAAACGAAAUCGAUGCUUCAGGUGCGACCGUCCAAAGCACAAUGGCAAACCGUGUCCAGCCUUGUACAAAUCCUGCAAUACGUGCAACGAACGUGGGCAUUUUUCAGCCACAUGCCGCAAGAAACGGGUGGUGAACCAGCUGGAUAUCUCGAAGGAAGAUGACGAACCGCUCAAAAAUGAACAGUUGGUUAAUUCUCUAACGCUUUCUGAUGUGCUGGUCAACUGUUACGUGGGUUCAUCGAAACCUGUAUCGUUCCUCAUAGACUCGGGUGCGGAUGCAAAUGUGAUAGGGGGUAAGGACUGGGAGAGCCUCGAAAAGCAAGUUAGAAUCGGCACAGUAAAACUAGAGUUUGUUGAUAGUUCAGCUCACCCUGAUGUCAAAGCAUACGCCGCAGAUCAACCAAUGUCGGUAUCGAAGAUUUUUUGGGCACUGGUAGAGGUCGAAGGUCUCGACAAGCCCGUUGUCCGCGCUAAAUUCCUGGUGAUUCCGAAAGGACGUAGGUCGCUACUGGGACGUGAAACUGCUGCUGAUUUGAAGUUAUUGCUAGUUGGACAGGCGGUCAACAGUUCUGAACAAGAACAAGAAGGUGAUGUUGAAAUUUUCCCGAAAGUUCCAGGAGUAAAGGUCAACUUCAGUAUCGACCGAUCUAUUCCUCCAGUUCGUAAUGCUUAUUUCAACGUUCCAGCGGCAUUCAGGGAAGCGGCUAGAGCAAGGCUGGAGGAAAUGGAAUCUAAAGGUAUCAUAGAAAGGGUCAUGACAGCUCCACAAUGGAUCAGUGGAAUGUCCGCUGUUCCGAAAGGCAAGGGGGACUUUAGACUUGUGGUGAAUAUGCGGGCCCCUAAUAAGGCUAUAAAAAGGGAAUAUUUCCGGCUGCCGUUGAUGAACGAGAUGAAGGCAAAAUUACAUGGAGCGCGGUACUUCACCAAGCUGGACCUAACUAGCGCAUAUUAUCACCUGGAGCUAGGGCGUGAAUCCAGAGAAUUGACCACAUUCCUCGCUGAAUCUGGGAUGUACCGGUUCACAAGGUUAAUGUUCGGGGUCAAUUGUGCCCCCGAAAUUUUCCAGCGCGAAAUGACCCGUAUUUUGGAGGGCAUUGACAACGUUAUUGUGUUCAUUGAUGAUAUAUUGAUAUUCGCGGACACCCUGGAAAACCUGAGGAAAACAGUUGCUCAAGUGCUCAAAGCACUUAGGAAGAAUAAUCUCACGUUGAAUGAAGCAAAAUGCGAGUUCGACCGGGAGCGGGUCAAAUUUCUGGGCCAUGAACUGGAUAAAGAUGGCUUCCACGUCGAUGAGGUAAAGGUUAACAGUAUCCAAAAUUUCCGUGAACCAUCAACGGUAUCUGAGUUGCGGAGUUUUUUGGGCUUGGCAUCGUACGUAAGUCCGUUCAUUCAGAAUUUCGCUGACUUGACUAGUCCGUUGUGGAAGGUGGCCAGUUCUCGUACUUGGCAAUGGGGACUUGAACAAACUGAAGCGUUCGAGAAGACUAAGAGCAAGAUAAUCCAUUCAACGGUUGCUUUAGGAUAUUUUUCUGAAAAUGACAAGACCGUACUGUAUACAGAUGCAUCCCCGGUGGCGCUGGGAGCGGUGCUGACCCAGGAGAAUCAAAACGGAUCUCGGAGAAUUAUCAGCUUUGCUUCAAAAGCCCUGACCGCGACGGAGAAAAAGCAUUUCACCCUCCGAACAGAUGCCAGAGGUGUGAGCUUCAUCCUCAACAGAACUCGGGAGGAUCCGAAGAGAGUACUGACAAGAGCAGAUGGGUGGGCUCUACGGCUAAGCCCCUAUGACUACGACGUGGAGUUCAUUCGUGGUAGAGAGAACAUUGCUGAUCCUUCUUCACGCCUUUCUGGAGGAACGCCUGAACCAUUCAAUGAGGAUACGAGUCCGUGGGAAAUCGCUAGCCUUGAAGCAAACAGCAUACAAUUUCUAACUGAGGAUGAAAUUCGUGAGGCUACAAAACAAGACCAGGAGCUGAUCAAACUAACAAACGCAUUGCAGUCUGGUGACUGGCCAAAAGAUCUUCGUCGAUUCCAGUCAAUGCGAGAAGAUAUUUGCGUCAAGGAUGGUGUCAUUUUGAAGGAUGGUCGUGCAGUAAUACCCAAAUCUCUCCAGGAAAAAGCACUGAACAUAGCCCAUGAAGGACAUCCCCUAGCCGCCAAACUAAAGACUAUUUUGCGAGAACGUGUGUGGUGGCCAGGAAUGGCGCAGGAUGCCGAAAAGUGGGUCAGGACAUGCCAGUCAUGCGCAAUCAAUGGUCGGCCAGAGAAAACCACUCCGAUGGUGCGUACCGUCAUCCCCAAGACUGCGUGGGAAACUAUCGCUAUUGAUUUUAAUGGACCUUAUGCCAAAUUCGGAGGUAUACAUAUCCUGGUGAUUGUUGAUUACCGUUCACGUUAUCUCAUUGCUCGUCCUGUAAAGUCGACCAGCUUCGAGCAAACAAAGAAAGUGCUCGACGAAGUCUUCGACAUAGAAGGUUUUCCGGAGUGUAUAAAAAGUGACAACGGUCCUCCAUUCAAUGGAGAUGAUUAUGGUCGGUUCUGUCACGAAAGAGGGAUCAAAACUGUUUUCUCGACACCACACUUCCCGCAGCAGAAUGGCAUGGUUGAGAAUUAUAUGAAGAUAAUCAACAAGUCCAUGUCCGUAGCUGCCUCCUCUGGGGGGAACUAUAAUGAAGAACUCCAAUCGGCAGUUCGAGCGCACAAUGCAGCUUCUCAUACCGUUACAAAAAUGCCACCUGAAGUAAUUAUGCAUGGAAGGAAGAUCAAGCGAGGCCUGCCGUUAAUAGACCGAAAAUUGCUUGAUUAUGACAACAGUGGCAUUGAUGAGAGAGACCGAGCAAUGAAAAUUCAAGCUAAACAUCGUGAAGAUGCCCGCCGUGGAGCCCGGAAGUGCCAGUUGAAGCCUGGUGAUACGGUGAUAGUAGAGCGACAAACGAGAGCAAAAGGCGACUCUAGGUUUGGGACACAGCGUUAUACGGUCAUGGAAGAAAGAAAUGGGAAUUUGGUGCUUGGAGACGACGAAGGGCGUACGAUAAAGCGACACGUGUCCCAGACAAAGAAGGUUGUGGAAUGGCGCGAGCAAUCAUUUGGACAUCCGGAGGCUGAAGAUGCUAUCCCAACACAACGAGCCACCAGGAAUAGGAAAAUUCCCAAACAUCUACAAGACUUCAUCUGCAUGGCAGAUGUCAACGAGAAUUAA
Molecule: messenger RNA, 4245 nt
Organism: Aedes albopictus (Asian tiger mosquito)
Lineage: Eukaryota; Metazoa; Arthropoda; Insecta; Diptera; Culicidae
Exons: 3
Coding region: 1-4245 (1414 amino acids)
Biological process (GO): proteolysis; DNA integration
Molecular function (GO): aspartic-type endopeptidase activity; zinc ion binding; nucleic acid binding
Source: RefSeq, a predicted model, not a curated record